Ixodes scapularis (black-legged tick) is the source of this 2435-nucleotide messenger RNA. RefSeq names its product four and a half LIM domains protein 2 (gene Lmpt). The record is from RefSeq and is a predicted model, not a curated record. The transcript has 10 exons. Lineage: Eukaryota; Metazoa; Arthropoda; Arachnida; Ixodida; Ixodidae. Gene Ontology annotation, cellular component: nucleus; Z disc. The coding region runs from base 407 to 2050 and encodes 547 amino acids. Gene Ontology annotation, molecular function: zinc ion binding; transcription coregulator activity.
UCGGAGGAGACCGCUCGUCUCAGCCACGUGCCAGCGGGGCUGUUUUCGAGCAUCCAGGAGCACGAACUCGCAGACGCAGCAGCAGACUACGCGCGGGCAGAGCGGGCCCCCACCUUUAGGCUUCGGAAGCGCUUCCCUACGAGCAAGACGCAUCUUCAAUCAUCGAAGAACCUCUAGAAAAGCUCCUGAUGCCUUGACGAGCCAUUUGUGCCGAGAGUUCCGUCGGAUACACGAAGCCGCGGGCGGUUGAAUUCAUCGACGAAUGUGGGCCUGGAAUAACCGGGGAGGUAUGAACUCUUCUGUGAUGUGGAUGUCACCGACGUGCCUGAAUGAGUGAUGAGUUCCGACGCGGUAGCAGUUGUGUACAGUUCGACACGGUAGUGCGACGCUUCUUGUUGGGAGAAGGAUGUGCUGUUUUAGUCCGGCACAGGCGAUACUCUCAAGACUCGGAGUCCUGGUGCAUGAGGUUGACGAAGGGCAGCCCUGCCUCACCUGCAAGGACAAGUGUCCAGGUUUCAGCCCCCAUCUCUGGAGAAAAGUGUGCAACAACUGCAAAUGUCCCCGGGAGUCCCACGACGUGUACCACGAGGAGUUCGUCAACGUCCGCGACCGGAUCGGCAUCAAGCCGGACCCUUCCAACCAGACCUCAAAGGAGAAGACCUUGCAAGAAGGGUACUCUUGGGUGCCUCCUGGACUGUCCAGUGCAAAGAUCGAGGAGUACUUCUCUCAGCUGCCAAACCACAAGGUUCCUCGCCUGGGCACGCCCGGGGAGAAGUACCGGGACCGGCAGCUGAUCGUGCAGCUGCCCAAGCAGGACCUGGCGCUGGCCUACUGCAAGUUCCUGGAGCGCGAGUGCCAGCGGAGCUUCGAGGACUUCGUGAACGCUCGCAACGAGAUCGCCCUCGACAUCGGUUACGUCAGGGAAGCCCUCGAGAAGACGCAGGAGUGCUUCAAAUGCGGAGGCGUGCUGCCCAGCGGAGAGCUGGCCGUGAUCGCGCCGAAGUUUGGCGAGCUGGUUGCGUGGCACCCGGCCUGCUUCGUGUGCGCAGCCUGCCAGGAGCUGCUGGUGGACCUGACGUACUGCGCCAAGGACGGACACCUCUACUGCGAGCGACACUACGCUGAGACCCUCAAGCCCAGGUGCUCCGCGUGUGACGAGUUAAUCUUUUCCGGUGAAUACACGAAAGCCAUGAACAAGGACUGGCACUCGGGCCACUUCUGCUGCUGGCAGUGCGACGAGUCGCUGACGGGCCAGCGUUACGUGCUGCGCGACGAGCACCCGUACUGCGUCCGCUGCUACGAGCAGGUCUUCGCAAACUCCUGCGAAGAGUGCUCCAAAGCCAUCGGAAUCGACUCCAAGGAUCUGUCGUACAAGGAGAAGCAUUGGCACGAGGCCUGUUUCCUCUGCAGCAAGUGCCGUGUGUCCCUGGUGGAUAAACCGUUCGGUUCCAAGGCGGAGAAGGUCUACUGUGCUUCCUGCUACGACGCUGCCUUCGCCUCCCGUUGCGAUGGCUGCGGAGAAAUUUUCAGGGCAGGUACCAAGAAGAUGGAGUACAAGGGCCACCAGUGGCACGAUAAAUGCUUCUGCUGCUGUACUUGCAAGAACCCCAUCGGAACUCGAAGCUUUAUUCCUCGAGACAACGACAUCUACUGCACCACCUGCUACGAGGAGAAGUUCUCCACCAGGUGCAUUAAGUGCAACCAGAUCAUCAGCAGCGGCGGCGUGACGUACCGCAACGAGCCCUGGCACCGGGAGUGCUUCACCUGCACCAACUGCAGCUCGUCCUUAGCGGGCCAGCGAUUCACUUCUCGCGACGAGAAGCCAUACUGCGCCGAGUGUUUCGGCGAGCUCUUCGCCAAGAGGUGCACCGCCUGUUCCAAGCCCAUCACCGGAAUUGGCGGAACCCGCUUCAUCUCUUUCGAAGACCGAAACUGGCACAACGACUGCUUCAUCUGCGCCAUGUGCAACAACUCGCUGGUGGGCAAGGGCUUCAUCACCGACGGUCCGGAGAUUCUCUGCCCCGAGUGUGCUAGGCAGAAGCUCAUGUAACUGCGGCGACCGACCACUUACGCAAAUUGCCCCCUUCGCGCUUUCUCAUGAGACGCUAGCAACCGAACGAAAAAAGGGACGGAGAUACUUAAGCCAAGAAAGUACUCGCGCAGACGAAGAAAAAAAAAAAGGAAGAGAAACGACAAAACAAAACAAUUAUGUGCCUGAGAAAGUAAGCCUUACGUAAACGAACGUUUAACUCCGAGGAAUGGAGUGGAUCAUAAAAAGGGCGCCGACAGAAUUGUUGCCUGUUAAAGCUUCCAAUUCACGUACGCAGUGAAGCCUUGUUUGUGUUUAGCUGAAGUGUCUUUUUUGAUACUGCAGUUAUUUGAUCAUAAUGUUGACAUUGUUAUGUAGUAGCUAAUAAAUACGCACUAAAGUACGA